This is a messenger RNA of Vigna unguiculata (cowpea), 873 nucleotides long. The record is from RefSeq and is a predicted model, not a curated record. NCBI's taxonomy places the organism in Eukaryota, Viridiplantae, Streptophyta, Magnoliopsida, Fabales, Fabaceae.
AUGGAAGAGUGGAAGAGAUUAGGAGUUUUAGGAGAAGGUUCAUAUGCUAUAGUGUAUCUUGUUGUUGUGAUUUCUCAGAAAGAACAUACUUCGAAUGUUGUAGCUGUGAAAUCUUCAAAGCCUUGUUGCUAUGUUUCACUCCAAAAGGAGCAAAGGAUAUUGGAGUUAUUCAAAGGUUGUGAAGAAAUUCUUCAAUGUUAUUUCUAUCAAGAGACUAUUGAGAAUGGUCGUAGGACCUACAAUCUCUUCAUGGAAUAUACUCCUUGUGGUACUCUUGGUGAUUUAAUAAAAAAAGGGUCGCUGUCAGAGAAGGAAGUGAUAACGUACACUCGGAUGCUUCUCAAGGGACUUCGCUCUAUUCAUAAAGAAGGAAUUAUUCAUUGUGAUCUCAAACCGGCCAACAUUCUUCUCUUUCCUUCAUCCGAUGAUAAUGCAAAGUAUCAACUAAAGAUCGCUGAUUUUGGAUUGUCCAACACUAUAGGAGAUGCAAAUGUUGGUCUAGGAGAGAUCAUGUUCAGAGGUACACAUAUUUACAUGUCACCAGAAUCAAUUAUAGGUUUGAUGGGAACCGCGUUAGAUAUAUGGUCUCUUGGAUGCAUUGUUAUUGAGAUGAUGACUGGAUUUCCGCCAUGGACUAACAUACAAAGCAUCGAAGAGCUAAUGUGGAAGCUUGGACUCCUUCAAGAAGUACCAAAGAUACCUGAUGAACUUAACUGGGAUUGCAAAAACUUCCUCAGUAAGUGCUUUGCAAAGGAUCAUAGAGAGAGGUGGAGUGCUGCAAUGCUUCUUGAUCAUCCUUUCAUUCAAAAGGAAUAUCCAACCUCUUCUAUGUUUAAUCCCUCAUCUUUUUUCUCAUAUGAUAUUGUCAUCUAG